This is a messenger RNA of Pantherophis guttatus, 3067 nucleotides long. RefSeq names its product leptin receptor overlapping transcript like 1 (gene LEPROTL1). Gene Ontology annotation, cellular component: endosome. The record is from RefSeq and is a predicted model, not a curated record. Gene Ontology annotation, biological process: late endosome to vacuole transport via multivesicular body sorting pathway; negative regulation of growth hormone receptor signaling pathway. Lineage: Eukaryota; Metazoa; Chordata; Lepidosauria; Squamata; Colubridae.
UCUCGAGCGCGCACUUCCGGGGCUUGUCUUCCUUCCCCUUGGUGUUGGUUGGGAGCGGCCUGGGCGAAGUAAUACUGUAGCAGCACCAUGGCCGGCAUCAAAGCUUUAAUCAGCUUAUCUUUUGGAGGAGCUGUUGGACUAAUGUUCCUGAUGCUUGGUUGUGCCCUUCCAGAUUACAGCAAAUAUUGGCCACUGUUUGUUUUGUUCUUCUACACCCUCUCUCCAAUUCCAUACUGCAUAGCAAGAAGAGUUGUUGAAGAUACAGAUGCUACAAGUAAUGCUUGCAAGGAACUUGCCAUAUUUCUUACAACAGGCAUUGUUGUUUCAGCAUUUGGACUUCCAAUUGUAUUUGCCAGAGCAGAACUGAUUAAGUGGGGUGCCUGCGCACUUGUCCUCACAGGAAACACAGUCAUAUUUGCUACCAUCCUAGGGUUUUUCUUGGUUUUUGGCAGCAAUGAUGAUUUCAGCUGGCAACAGUGGUGAAAAGAGUUGGAGUGAGAACUAUCUACAUCUCAUGUCAUUCAGUGGCCAUCCAUACUCAAGAAAGAAUGGGCAAUAAAGUGAAUGUACUGUUUUCACAGAGGGGAUCUGGGGUAGGACACUUGGUAGCCACUUUUCUUUUUUCACAAAGAACAUUAACAUUUUGCUUGAUUUACAGGUAAAUAUUUUUAACAGGUUGAUACUGUUUUAUUUUAAUACUUUAUUUUGAUGUGAGAACAGAAUGCUUAAAUGUGAUGUUUAAAAUGUAUCUUUUUUAAAGAACAUGACAGCGGUGUAUAAAUAUAAAGUCAAACUUUUCACCAUUGAUUAUUUUAAAACUAAUGUGUGGUUGUGAAACCACAUAAGAAUGAAAAAACCAAGAAUGGCCCAAUCCAGUCAAAAGUAUGAAAAUUUUGACUGGGUCAUAGGCACGGGUUUGGAAGUAGCUUCUGAAUUCAGCAAAGAUUAUGGUUAUGCAGAGAAUUGUACAUAUGGCCUGUUGAUUUUAAUCAGAGAAUUAUUCAGUACUCUAAUUCUUCUCUGAAAAUAAGUAUAAUUCUGGAAAGCUGAAGUGUGCCCUUCAAGAGCAGUGAAGCAUUUGUUGUGGGAUUUUGGAAAAGAACUGAAAAGAAUAGCAUUCACAGCAGCUGGCUGGUAGGUUUUUUUAUUAUGUACGUGACUGAAAAUGUUCUAUUUCCAUUAAUUCCAUUUAAAUGAGAAUGAGCAAACUUUUGAUGAUAAUGGAAUAUCUAAGUGUUCAUUACUUUAAAAGUUUGUCCAACGUACAAAUAUUUUGACAGUUUUUAUUUUUGAUUAUCUGAAGGGGGGGAGAUGGAAUUUUAAUUUUUCUUGAGUAGAAGACAGAACAUUUAAUGUUCAUUUUAAAGCCUUUCUGAAAACUCUGUAUUUAUGUAUUGUGUGAUUCAACAUUCUAUAUCAAUUGUUUUUUAUGUUUUACCAAAGGAAAGUGUAACGAAAUUACUGAGUAUAGUUAUAACCAGCAGAAGGAAACCCUGCACCAGGCAUGUGGAAAUAAGUGGUCCUGCUCCUUUACUAUUCACUUGUACUUAUUACCAUAAAGUAUAAAAAGAUAAUUUCUGCUCCCGUUUUUUACUUUGUACAUGGUAUAAAAAGAUUUUUCAAAUGUAGAUAAACAUUUCCACUGUAGAUAAACAUUUACCUGGAAGACUAAUUACUGCAUACAUAUAUAGUCAGAGUUUGGCUGCAUUGCAAAUCUUUGACUAUGAACAUUUUAUAGUAAUUCUGUUGAUGUUUUAGUUUAUGCACUAAUGUAUUAAAUGUUAGAUCAAAAGUGUAGUUCUGUUAAAAUAUAACACAUGUAAUUUGCAAUAUUGAAUAUCUGUUCCAUGCCACUUGGGUUUUUUUGUUUCUAUUAACCAUAAAUUACCAUGUUUUGUAGAUAUAAUUAUUUUGUAGUCAUGCUUUCCUGGUAACUCCUUAAUAAGAUACCCAAGUGUCUCUGUCUAUGCUUGCAUGUCAUUUUAUGCAAACUAGGCAAUAUUUGAUAUAAUCACUUAAACAUAGUUCUUUUUUUAAAACAAUGCUGUUGACAUAGUCCUCUCCACUAUCAGCCCAGUCCAGAGUGCCUUGUCUCCUCUCUCCUUGGCUGCUCAGUAGAUGUACGUGUUUCACAAUGUGUCAGAUCCAUGGUGUAAGAGACAGGUGAAUUCAUGUAAAGGUACUGUGCACAGAUGUCCAAUUACAAAUAGUGCUUGGGGCACAGCAAUACUUGGCUUGACGAGAAAGGAGGGAAGACGACAAUUUGCUGAUCUCUUUCUACUGACAGAACUCCGACCGGAGAAGUAGAAUUAAAUCAUGGCCUAUGUUUGCAGACUUCAUAAGAUAAAGUGAAUGUUACACAGACUGUAGUAGUUAUCAGUGCGGCAUUAUAUAAAAACACAAGGAUUCAUAUGCCCCUCUUUUAAAACUAUAUGAUACAGAUUUCAGAUAGAGAAUGAACUCUAAAGCCCGAUAAUUAUUACAGUUUUAUCUGUACUGUAUUGAAUCUUCAAAAAUAUUUUUUCCUGCAACUUAAAGACAGAAAAUGGGCAUGUACAAGUGUACCUUGCAAAACCUGCAGUUAUUUACAUCCCGGUCCAACUUUUAAAUGUCUGAACCAUAACAGUCUUAGGAACCAUGUGCAACUUCUGCUGCAUAAUACUAAGAUUGAUGCAGUCACAUCCCUGAAACUCCCUGCACUGCACUGAUGGUGGACUAGUCUUAGCCAUCAUAUAGACAGAUGUGAAUUCAUUUUGUGAUUCCCCCCCCCCCAAUCCUGUAUUGUAUCAAGAUGGGUUCUCAUUUUUUCUGUAAUACUCUUGCUUUAUGAUGACAGGCUACUCUUCAAGAGUGCCUACUCUAUUAUAUUUUAUAGUAAUGUUUGUCGUCUUAAUAAUUUUGGGCAGCAUUGUGGGUACAGAGCCUAUUAGACAUUACUGCUGCCUCCAAUUAUCAGGUGUUAAGAUAUUUGAGACAUAUGUCUUUUCCCAUGUAAUAUGCACUGAGAAGCAUUGCCAUCCUACAGGCAGAAAUUUUGAUGAAAAAACAAUAAACGAUUUAAAUAUCA